Aspergillus pseudotamarii is the source of this 2222-nucleotide messenger RNA. It is a transcript of the gene veA, whose product is annotated as sexual development activator VeA. Bases 175 to 1902 code for a protein of 575 amino acids. NCBI's taxonomy places the organism in Eukaryota, Fungi, Ascomycota, Eurotiomycetes, Eurotiales, Aspergillaceae. The transcript is spliced from 3 exons. The record is from RefSeq and is a predicted model, not a curated record.
GUCGGUCUCACGGCUUGCAUUCGUGGAGUCACGCCCCAGAAAUAAUCAGCAAACUAGAAGAAAACCGGAUUUACACGGGAAACGGGGAUAGAUUUCUUGCUGGACGCAAGCACUUUCCUAUAGUGUUGAUUUGUUUGGUAGGACCGUGGGAUUGCCAAUCAAACUACCUUCAAAAUGGCGACACGAGCUCCUUUGGCGCCUCCGCCAAACGAGACGGAAUCCUCCGUCAGCCGGAUCACUCGAGAGGGCAAGAAACUCACGUACAAACUCAAUGUCAUGCAACAACCGGAGCGUGCGCGAGCCUGCGGUGCAGGUGCUAAGUCGUCUGCGGACCGUCGCCCAGUCGAUCCUCCACCGGUCGUCGAGCUUCGAGUAUACGAGUCUGAUCCCAACGACGACCUUAACAAGACCGAUAUCACCUUCGCAUACAACGCCAAUUUCUUCCUAUACGCCACUUUGGAAACCGCUCGUCCCAUGGCCCAAGGCCGUUUUGCCCCGAACCCGACCUGCCCUGUAUUGACCGGUGUGCCCGUAGCGGGAGUGGCUUACUUGGACCGCCCAUCGCAGGCCGGUUACUUCAUCUUCCCAGAUCUUUCCGUGCGACAUGAGGGUGUAUAUCGAUUGAACUUCCACCUGUACGAGGAAACCAAGGAAAGCAAGGAUGCGAACGAGAAUGCUCCGAUCCAGUCCUCCAUGUCCAACGCAAUGCCCUCGAAGCCGAUGGCGCCGAAGUCAUUCCUAGAUUUUCGUCUCGAGGUCGUUUCGGUUCCGUUCACCGUCUUUAGCGCCAAGAAGUUCCCUGGGCUGACCACGAGUACCUCCCUGAGCCGGGUCAUUGCAGAGCAGGGUUGCCGUGUACGGAUUCGACGUGAUGUCCGCAUGAGACGUCGGGGAGAGAAGCGCACAGAUGACUAUGACUACGAUGAGGAGAGAGUCUACCGAUCCUCUGACCGAUUCUCCACCCCAGAUACCCACGGGUACGCAGGCACUCCCGUUGAACGUCCUCGAUCAACCAGUAUCAGUACGGUGGAUCCCUCGUUCCCCUACGGUGUCGAUGCUCAGCGCCGGUCGUCAGGCGCGACCGAGUAUGGUUUCCAGGGUGCACAGCCAUACCAACGACCAAUGCCUCCUGCUCCCGCACCCGCACCAGCCGCCGUGUCCACUCCCGCUCCUCCCGCACCGCCCGCACCACCAUCCCAUAAUACCGGGUAUCAGUCACAUCUCUCCUUUGGCUCGACUCAAACUCAAUAUCCAGCUCCCCAACUGCCUCCCACUCCACAAUCCACGUCGACGUUGGCAGCUCCGUACUCUCCGCAUCCCUCGUAUUCUCAUGCCCGGAAUCCAUCGACGAGCGCCGAGUAUGAAACGACCGGUUACCCCUAUCCGCCUUCACGGAUGUCAACGGAACGUUCCAGCUAUCCCAAGAAUGGCUUGCCUCCGCUCCGCUUGGAACCGCCUAAGCCACUAAAUAUGUCAUCCAGCGAGCCACGCUCGUCUGAUCCGAACGCAUACCAUUCCGUGGCUCCAUCGGCGGCGCCCCGGUCUCAGACACCGUCAUCGAGUCUGGUACCCUCUCUUCCGCCCCUCAAGGCUCUAUCGGGAGAUUAUCCCAACAACCUCUCUCAACCAUCCAGCAGUAUCUCUCAGAGCCCCAGUCACGAUCUCGGCGCAGGCAAGAAGUUCUUGUGGGAUACGGGUGCCAGCUUGUCCAAGCGGUCGUACGAAGAUUCGUUUGGCCAUGAUGAUCGUCCUCUCUACAACGGCAUGCGCCCCGAUACGGAAGGCUAUCCUCGGAGGCUAUCAGAUGCCGGUCGGAACUUCUACACCGAUUCGCGCGAUGAAAUGGCGUAUAAACGAGCCAACGGGAGAAUGGCGACGAAGAUUUCCCCUGCCCUCCAGUAAAACCGGUUGCUUUGUGCUUUUCCGCUCAUAUAGGACGGCGUCUUGGGCGAAUGGUCGUCGAUUGAUUUCUUUCACGUAAUCUGUUCCUUUUUCCUAAUGUACUCUGGUGUGGUGGGCUUCAGGGAUACCUUUUUAACGAACCAGACUUUUGAUGUUUAUACCACCGUUCUUUUUCCUUUUCCUCUUCUUUUUAUCGAUCUUUGGCAUUGUUGUAUAUGAUGCUCUGCAUGUGAUUUUCAAGAUAUCCCCCGGAUGGUUCUUGCCUUCAUUUUAUAUACGACAGCUCUCGUGUUUAUUAUCCGAUGUGUUUUCCAGGUAUA